This is a messenger RNA of Cuscuta campestris, 994 nucleotides long. The record is from the annotation of a GenBank genome assembly. Lineage: Eukaryota; Viridiplantae; Streptophyta; Magnoliopsida; Solanales; Convolvulaceae.
AAAUCGUAGGUUUUCAUCCUCUAACGUUUCACUCUUUGGAAGUUACUCAAGGGGUCAUUGUCUUAGGUAAAUGGUAAUUUGACUUUUCGUCUCGGAUUUGAACGUAUUUUAGGGCAAUGAGCCUAACUAUUCAUGAGUCUCAAUAUGUCAUGUCGUUAGCAGACUAUAGUAUUGGCGAGUACAUUCUUGUCGGGAACAAAUCCUCUUUCCUGCUUACCUACGGAGGAGGCAACGUUGGCCUUCAAGGAGCUGUAGCUUCAACAGUCUAUAAUAAUGGUGGUAGAGUCAGAGGUUUCAUACCAGGGUAUAUAGCAACACGACAGGUUUACGGACCUACGUACGGUGUAGAGUACACCGUCUCCAGCAAUUACUAUAAGUAUUUCGAGAUGAAUCAUAUUGUGGAAGCCUUCAUUGUACUUCCUGGAGGGAUUGACACUAUGGAAGGUUUAUUCACUUUGAUCUCAUGGGCAUCCGAAGGGUUACAUAGUAAACCCAUUGGUCUUUUGAACAUUAACGGUUAUUUCAAUAACCUAAUCAAGUUUCUAGAUGAUGCGGUGAGGCAAACCUUCAUGGCCUCGAAUCAGAGGAAGCUGUUCAUUUCUUCUUUCUUUGUUGAUGAGCUUUUGGACAAGCUAGAGUUUACUAAGGCUUUCCCAGGUCCUGGUGCUAGUUAUGAAGAGUUUGCAAAUCCUGGAAGAGAUGUCGUGGAGGAUGCGGAUGCAGGACUUUCAAAAUACUGACUCAAUGAUCCGAAAAUCGUUUUGCUCUAAUACCAAAAUGUAACACCCCAAUGCGUAUAACCCGGAAUUACACGAAUUAAGGUGAAACGAGAGUUAAAUAAAAAUUUCACUUGACAUUUGAAUAUGACAAUUACUUAAAAAUAUUAAAUUUACAGACUCUGGAUCGCGACCCAUUUAAAAAUAUUUUCAGAGUAAUGCGGAAGUACAAUAAUAAUCAAAUCAUGACACAUUUUAAAAUCUGUUGACCAAACAUU